UAUACAAUGUACGCGUUUUCGAUUCGUUUACUGAUGAUGUUGUCCGUUCUCAAACUGAUUUCUUCGCGAACCGAGUUUACAAACUUUAAGUGUCACUCUUUGGACACAGACUUUUCCGAAUUCGAAUAUUGCACCCUGAAGGCUGUAAAUCGAUCGUACAAGUAUAUUUCGACAAAAAUCAUACUCCACAAAGUUCCCAUUACUAAAGUAAAGGUUAAGUUUGGACUAUACAAGAAGUUUAGUGGUUACCGGCCCUUUCUGUACAAUAUAAGCGUAGAUGCCUGUCAAUUUUUGAAGAACCAGAAGACCAAUCCAGCCAUGAGCUACUUUUACGAGUUCUUCAGGAGUGCUUCCAACAUGAAUCACACCUGCCCUUUCGAUCACGACAUUAUUGUGGAUAAACUAUCCACGGAGUUUUUUAAUCACCGAAUAACGAAAAUUCUAUCUUUUCCUGAGGGAGAUUACAUGUUUGAGUGGCACUGGAUAGCCUACGACAUAACACGCGCAAUAGUGAAGCUGUAUUUGACGCUUUCCUAA
Molecule: messenger RNA, 537 nt
Organism: Drosophila rhopaloa
Lineage: Eukaryota; Metazoa; Arthropoda; Insecta; Diptera; Drosophilidae
Exons: 4
Coding region: 7-537 (176 amino acids)
Source: RefSeq, a predicted model, not a curated record